UUUGACGUCUACUUGGCAAUUUUGACAUAUUUUCUCACUCCUUAUUUUCAGUUUGUACAAAAAUAAAUAAUGAUAAAUUAAUGUAUAAAAAAACUGAAAAGCACAGUGCUUAGAAAAAUUAUAGAGAAUGAACAGUUAUUUGUUUAUUGGCUUUUUUAUUACUUUAUUAUACACCUACAAUGAAGCGACUCUCAAAACUUCAGAUGUUCGCAAUUAUUUGGGAACACGCACACCGUACAGGUUUAGAGGCAACAAGAACGACUCCAGGAUUAAAUUUCCACAUUGCAAAGAUUCAAAAAUAUGGAUGAUAAUUCGACAUGGUACAAGACUGCCCCGGGACACAGAUAUAAUAAAAAUGAAUACCACACUUAAAGAUUUAAAAUAUGAGAUACUUUUAAAUAACAAACUCGGAAAUGGUGAACUCACUGAUGAACAAAUAAAAAACUUUGAGCAAUGGUCUACAGACAUAAACUUAGAACAUGAGAGAUUUUUGACACUGGAGGGACAGGAUGAAAUGAUACUUCUUGCUGAGAGAAUGCAGAAUAGAUUUCCGGGAGCGAUAAAACGAAAAUAUAAUAAUGCUACAUUCUUGUUUCGCUACACAGCUACACAGAGAGCACAGCAGAGCGCCAGAUAUUUUGCUAAUGGUUUAUUUGAUAAGAAAGACUCACAAGAUGUGAUAUUUUCACCGGCAACAAAAGUUGAUACAGUGUUAAGAUUUUACCAACAUUGUGACAAGUGGCAAAAGCAAGUUAAGAAAAAUCCGAAUACAUACACGGAACAGAUAUUGUUUGGUGUUAGUGAUGAGAUGAAUAAGACUUUGGAACGCGUGUCCAAUCGGUUGGGUCUCAGUAGUGUGCUAAGUUUAGAUAAGGUGAUUUUAAUGUACAAGACUUGCGGAUAUGAAACUUCAUGGAGUAAGCAUUUAGCAUCGCCAUGGUGUUCCGUAUUUGACCGUGCUAGUGCUGAGGUUUUAGAAUAUUACCAUGACCUCAAACACUAUUGGCUGGAUGGCUACGGCCAUGAUUUAACGUACCGCCAGGCGUGUGUGUCAAUUAACAAUAUGCUAGAAAUGUUCAGCAAUAAAGAAGGGCCGAAUGCAACAUUUCUGUUUGCCCAUUCUGGCACAGUAUUGAAAAUACUCACGCAUUUGGGUUUGUUCAAACCAAAGGAUCACUUAAGAGGUAAUGCAGUUAUGAAGGAAAGACCUUGGAGGACAUCUCAUAUUGACUGCUUUGCUGCUAAUUUAGCUUUUGUACUGUAUAGGUGUAAAGACGGUGACCACGUGUUGACAUUACAUCAAGAACGUGUAAUCAAAUUACCAAUGUGCGGAAAAGAGCUCUGCCCAUUGAAAGAGUUAAGGAAAAAGUUCAAAGAUACAAUUUACAACUGCAACUUUACAGAUAUGUGUAGUCUUGUGAGAGAUGAACUGUAAUUGAGUAUUAUAAUAUAAUUCUCAGAUGAUCGCGUGUAAUUCAUUGUAUUAUUAAAUUUUGACGUGACACCAUUGAA
Manduca sexta (tobacco hornworm) is the source of this 1512-nucleotide messenger RNA. RefSeq names its product multiple inositol polyphosphate phosphatase 1. Lineage: Eukaryota; Metazoa; Arthropoda; Insecta; Lepidoptera; Sphingidae. The transcript has 9 exons. The record is from RefSeq and is a predicted model, not a curated record. Gene Ontology annotation, molecular function: inositol phosphate phosphatase activity; acid phosphatase activity. The coding region runs from base 128 to 1435 and encodes 435 amino acids.